AUGGAGAGGUAUUAUGUCUUCAUUGUUAUUGUUAUAUUUAAUCUCUAUAUGGUUGCUUCUGUAGUAGCCAGAGGAGGAGGAGGAGGAGGUUGUGGUUUGAUUAAUGUAGAUGAAUUGAAGAACAAUGUAGUAAAAAAUCUAUAUGGCAUCGAAGUGGGUUUGAAGUUAUUGACGAAAGAAGAACAAGUAUUAGUAGAAAAGAGCAAGAAAUUUAAUCUCGUUACUAGCAUUUUGCGGAACUUUCUGGGGAACAAUUUUAAACAAGCUGAGAAGGAUUUUAGCCGGCUGAUUCAUCAUCGUUCAUCAGUCACAAACUUCACUGGCUCUACUAAUAACUUGGAAGCGGUUGUUAGUUUUUCCAAGCAAGCAAUAAUCCAAGCUAAAAAAUCUCAUAUCUUGAUUCAUCGAAUCAUCCAAUGCAUGAACAACUCAAUUGCAACUCCAAAGCAAGCAUUUGAACCAUCAAGACACAAUGAAACAGAUUGUGUUGUGGAUGGUACUAAAUGUCAAUACUCACAAUAUGUGCGAGGCAAAAAACUCCAAAUCUGUGCAUAUGGCUUCGCGAGAUGUGUUACCGGCGGUGCAUUCGGCCCUUAUUACACUGUCUACAACUCAGAUGAUGACCCAAAAAAUCCAGCGCCUGGUACUCUCCGUUUUGCUGUAAAUUUUGCAGGUGGACAUGAAGGUGGAGCUUGGAUUAUAUUCAAGAAAAGCAUGGUUAUUAGACUUAAAGACAAGUUAUGGAUUAAGUCAAAUACAACCAUUGAUGGAAGAGGAGUAGUUGUUUCCAUUAUAGGACAAGUACUAGCCCUUCAACAUGUAGAGAAUGUGAUUUUGCAUAACUUUAUUGUAAGCUUUACUGGGGAUAGUGAUACCAUUCAUGUGUAUGAAGGAUCUCAUAAUGUUUGGAUUGAUCAUUUAACUUCAAGCGAAGCACAAUUAGGAUUGAUUAGAGUCUUGCAAGGCUCAACUGAUGUUACAAUCUCUAAUUGUUUUCUUUCAAAUUACGAUUUCAAUCUACUUUUAGGGGCAUCUGACAAAGAUACUAUUGAUCACACAUUAAGGGUUACAGUGCAUCGGAAUUGGUUCGAGUCCUCUACGCAAAGAAUGCCACAUUGCAGGUGGGGUUAUUGCCAUGUAUCAAACAACUAUUACAAAAACUGGAAUUAUUAUGCAACUGGAGCAAGGGUUUCUGCCAGGGUUUACUCAGAGCUAAAUGUGUUCAAUCCAGGGUCGAAGAAAGAGGUGACUCCAUGGUUCCAGAACUUCAAUUCCGAUCUCUCACCAACCAUCGUCUCAUCCAAAGACCUUUUGCUAAAGGGAGCUACGUUUCAUCAAUUCUUGCAUCAUCAGACAUUUAGCAGUCCUCGGGAUCUAUUUCCUAACUACGUGGUUCCAACUCGACCUACGGAUCCGCUAGAAGACCUGGUGAUGAACUAUUCGGGGGCUUUAUUUGGAUCUAAACUUAAAGAUUGCUUGGCAACUCCAUGAACUACUUAGUUUGCGCAGUUUUUAUUAACUUAACACUUAGUUUG
Messenger RNA from Telopea speciosissima, 1535 nucleotides. RefSeq names its product putative pectate lyase 2. The transcript has 3 exons. Bases 1 to 1491 code for a protein of 496 amino acids. Gene Ontology annotation, molecular function: pectate lyase activity. The record is from RefSeq and is a predicted model, not a curated record. Lineage: Eukaryota; Viridiplantae; Streptophyta; Magnoliopsida; Proteales; Proteaceae.